Molecule: messenger RNA, 2744 nt
Organism: Pygocentrus nattereri (red-bellied piranha)
Lineage: Eukaryota; Metazoa; Chordata; Actinopteri; Characiformes; Serrasalmidae
Gene: caprin1a
Product: cell cycle associated protein 1a
Exons: 19
Coding region: 160-2283 (707 amino acids)
Cellular component (GO): cytoplasm
Molecular function (GO): RNA binding
Source: RefSeq, a predicted model, not a curated record
AGCCCAUAUAAAUCCUCAACUCGCAAUCCGCGAUUGUUUAGUCGCCGGUGAGGCCGACGGGGCUGGAGCGUGUCGAGCUGAUACACGGACAGUACUUGAGAAAGACAAAGUCGAAGUAAAUAGAGAGGUCUGACAUCUCUUUUACCACUGAGAGUAAAGAUGCCAUCUGCGAGCGUUGGCGACUAUGCUGUUCAGUCCUCCAGUCCCGAGCUGGGCUCUGCCCAGACAGCAGGAGCUCCAUCCGAGGCCUUGAAGCAAGUCCUGAGCAUCAUCGAGAAGAAGGUUCGCAACAUGGAGAAGAGAAAGUCCAAGCUGGAAGACUACAAAGCAAGGAAGAGCAAUGGCGAGCGGCUAAAUCAGGAUCAGCUGGACGCCUUGUCCAAAGCUCAGGAGGUGUCAAAUAACUUGGAGUUUGCUCGGGAGCUGCUGAAGAACUUUACGUCUUUGAAUAUUGAGAUCCAGAAGGCAGUGAAAAAGACAGCGCGGCGGGAGCAACUUAAGCGGGAGGAGGUGGAGAGACAGCGACUGAAGGCAGUGCUUGAGGUGCAGUAUGUGUUGGACCAACUGGGUGAGGAGAGCGUCAGGCAGGAGCUGAGGCAGGCUGUCGGAAGUGGCAGCGGGGACGAAGGACCUCUGCUCUCUGAGGCUGAACUCACUGGCCUUGAUGAGUUCUACAAGUUGGUUGGCCCUGAGCGAGACCCCAACAUUAGGUUGACUGAUCAGUUUGAGGAGGCAUCUGUACAUUUGUGGGAGCUCUUGGAAGGAAGGGACAAAGCUGUGGCUGGAACCACAUAUAAAGCCCUUAAGGAAACCCUGGACAAGAUACUGCUAAGUGGAUACUUUGACCGGGCACAGACGCAUCAGAAUGGAGUGUGUGAGGAGGAGGAGGAUGAGGAGGAGCAGCAGCAGCAGCAGCAGCAGCAACAGCCUGCUCCUGCAGAGUCCUCUGAGAGUGAGGAGCAGCCAGCAGAGCCAGAGGGGUCUGUCACUCAAGAAUUCACGGAGACCAUUGAGGUGGAAGCAACAGAGUUCAUAAACCGACAGUUCAUUCCAGAAGCUGCAUACACCAGUACUGACAAAGAACAAGGAGGAGAGUGGGGUGUGAGCUCUGAGGUUGUAAGCUCCCUCCAGCAACAGCAGCAGCAGCGACCACCUUCAGCGAUGAGCCCAGCUCUGGUCAGCUCAGAGGCUCAUGCGCUGAACCCUGUGCUCCCUCCUCCUGCAGCUGAUCCUUUAGUCAGGAAGCAGGCAGUGCAAGACCUAAUGGCACAGAUGCAGGGCACCUACAACUUCAUGCAGGACUCCAUGCUAGAGUUUGAUGGACAGUCCUUGGAUCCUGCUAUUGUAUCAGCUCAGCCUAUGAAGUCUGCACAGAUGGUCUGUGCUCCAGCUCAUACAGAAUCCAGACUCCCUCAACACAACACAGUUCCUGUACAUCCAGAACCUACACAAGUUCCCAUGGUUUCUCCUCCUGCUGAAGCAUAUGCCUCCACACCACCUCUCUACCAGCCCACCCACAGCUCAGACCCCCGGCCAACUAGCGAUGCCAUCGACCCUCUUCAGGUGUCCAUGCCCCUGUCGUCUGAGCAGCCCCCUGCCCCUUCCUCCCAGCCUCAGGUCUUUCAAUCUGUCUCCAAACCCCUCCACAGCGGCAUCAACGUUAACGCAGCACCAUUCCAGUCCAUGCAAGCGGUGUUUAAUCUGAAUGCCCCAGUUCCUCCGUCAAAUGAUAUGGACUCUCAAAAAAUGUCCAGCCACUACCAGAGUAGCUACAGCCCAGGCUUCAGCAGCCAGUCCACCCAUUCGGUAGAGCAGCAGGAGCUUCAACAGGAACCACUCCAGUCAGUGGUUGGAGCAUUCCACUCUCAAGACCAAGGCAUUCCUUCUUCUGGUGCCCACCAGUCCAUACCUCAGCAGCCCUCGGGCCAAGGCACAGGCUUUGGCCGCCAGACUCAGUCCUUCUACAGUAGCCGAGCUGUGCCACGUGCUGGCCCCAGGAACGCCAGGGGGACUAUGAACGGUUACCGAGGCCCAUCAAAUGGCUUCAGAGGUGGAUAUGAUGGUUAUCGCCCUCCCUUCCCCAACACUCCCAAUACUGGAUAUGCGCAAACCCAGUUCAGCACUCCACGAGACUACUCCAGCAGCACCUAUCAGAGGGAAGGAUAUCAGCCGAGCUUCAAGAGAGGAGCUGCCCAGGGACCUCGAGGUAGCUCUCGAGGACGAGGGGGACCGUACAGGCCCAACAGAGGCAUGGGCACCAUGGCUGUGCAACAGAGCAGCUAACCCCAACCCAAACGAUCCCCUCCAACAUUCAUCAUAUCACUCUUCUCCUCUCCACCUGUGGCUCCCUGGACUCAACCUGAGCUUGCUCUUGAUCUAUGUAGCAAGUAAGGACAAAGAUGUCAGAGAUAGACAACGAUUACGAAGCCAUACCACUUCUAGCGCUGUAUGUUUUAAAGCUUCCCCUCAAUCACAUGCUGUCGCAUAGCCUUAAAUCUCUUACGCAGGAACAUUUGUGCCUUUUGCUUAAUAUGGGCCCCUCUUGUUUUGAACCGGACCAGAAUAGACAAGGAUGCAUAAAAUAUAGCCAAAGGAAGUGUUCAGACAAAUGUGAAGAAUUAACCAUGUACUGUAUUGUAAGUUUUUUGUUUUUCCAUUUAGUGUAUGGGGAAAAUCUGCAUCGUACUGAAUGUGAUCGAAUGAGUGCUUAAUAGAAAUUAAAUUUCUUUGAGUAGCUGUGUUAA